Fusarium venenatum is the source of this 1968-nucleotide messenger RNA. The record is from RefSeq and is a predicted model, not a curated record. Lineage: Eukaryota; Fungi; Ascomycota; Sordariomycetes; Hypocreales; Nectriaceae.
AUGUCUCGCAAGUCCAAAGCACCGCCGACGAGCCUAGCUCACGCACCUCGAAUGAGAAAAGAAGUCUGCGCGCAUGCGAAGAUUGCAAGCGCCGAAAGGUACGCUGUGAUGGGCGACAACCUUGCAAUAGGUGUGAGUAUCGCGGUUCACGAGCGGCAUGCGUCUACAUCAAACCCAUUCGACGCCCUAACGUUGGAGGACUUAACCAGGGGUCUUGAGGAACGCGACUCAAUAUUAGGUCGCCUUUUCCCCAACCGAGAUAUAUCAGAUCUUGUUUCGUUAUCAGACCAAGAACUCCGCGAGCUUGUCUUGACCUCCGGCCCUAGUCCCCAUAGCACGAACUUGACCUCACGUUCCGAUAACACACCUAAUGAAUCGAUUACUCAAGACUCGCAAUGGGAUGAAGAUCGACGGGAACGCGAUCCUCUACCCGCCGAAGCUGAUGAUGUCAACGCCCUAUCCCUUCCGUUGGACCGUCAGGCUUCUUACCUCGGUAUCUCAUCUAUCAGGGCUGCUCUUGGAGCUAUACUUCAAAUGAGACCUCAGCUACGUGCUUCACUCGCAUCUCGGCAGGAGACCUACAAUGAAAGUUCUUCUCUACGCGAUAACGGUAUGCAGUGUUGUCAGAUGGUUCAGUCUCCAACAGAGAAUCCUCGCGUCAAGUGGAGUAGAAAGGGACAAGCACUUGUCGAUGUAUACUUCAAGCGAAUACACAUAAUGACUCCAUUGCUUGAUGAAACAUCCUUUCGGACAACCUACCUCAGCGGUAAUCGGCAUGACUCGCCUUGGCUUGCACUGCUGAACAUGGUGCUUGCCAUGGGUAGCAUUGCAGCUAGCAAGUCAAGCGACCGAGAACACUACAAAUACUACACCAGUGCCAUGCGACAUCUAGAUAUUAGUGCCUUUGGCAGCAGUCAGAUCGAAACGUUACAAGCACUUGCUAUCAUCGGCGGUCACUAUCUUCAUUACAUUAACCGACCCAACAGAGGCAAUGCUAUUCUCGGUGCAGCAUUUCGUAUGGCGAGUGCUCUUGGCUUCCAUCGCGAGCCAUCAGACCAAGACAAAGAAGGCGACCAGCUUCAGGUCGCGGAACUGAGGCGCCGUAUAUGGUGGUGCUUAGUCUGUUUAGAUACUUUAGCGUCCAUGACCUUGGGUCGACCUUCUUUUGGCCGCUUUUGUCCUUCCAUUGAUAUCCAACCGCCAAAGCUCAGCACCGGCGAGCAUGGACAGCUGGACUCGGAGCCUGACAUGGAUACAAUGCUACUCGCCGAGAAUAUUCGCUUUUGCAGGAUCGCCACUGAGAUUCAGGACAAGCUCACCGUUACUCCGUUCCUACAACCCGCUGACCGAGAUCGAUUCGAUGGUAUGUUGGUCAGUUGGUUUGCCAGUCUGCCAUCGCUUCUCAGUGAUGACCAAGAGUUCGAUGAGCUGGUUCACCUUGGUCGAUGUACCAUGAGGUGGCAAUACUGGAACUUACGUAUGCUUUUAUGUCGACCAGCAUUACUGGAAGCUGCGUCAAAGCCUGGCGUAUACUCUCAGCCAGCCGACCAAGAUGCCAUUGAGAAAUGCCAACUUCUUUCCAAGACAGCUAUCGAGGACAUAGCGCAGAGUUGGAAGAACGACCAGAUGUCAGGGUGGAAUGCAGUAUGGCAUCUUUACCAAGCAGUCAUGAUUCCUCUAUUGAGUAUGGUCUGGCAGCCUCAAAAUCCUGCAGUUUCGGAAUGGAAAAGCCAGAUCGAAAUGGUGCUUGGGCUGUUUGAAAGCAUGCGUGAUUGGUCUUUGACAGCGCGUUGUAGUAAGAGGGUUGUCAGCCAGAUCUACGAAACAAUCUGUGAGUCAAUACGUAGAAGUGAGAGAUCUUUCCCUGACAUCAAUAUGAACCCGAACAUGUUCUUAGAUCAAGACCUGGAUCAAUGGGCGGAUGUAUUGGAUGUGGAUGAUAUACUAAAUAUGCUGUGUCAAGACUGA